This is a messenger RNA of Drosophila mauritiana, 14755 nucleotides long. RefSeq names its product ankyrin-3. The record is from RefSeq and is a predicted model, not a curated record. The coding region runs from base 226 to 13671 and encodes 4481 amino acids. Gene Ontology annotation, molecular function: protein binding. Gene Ontology annotation, biological process: signal transduction. The transcript has 20 exons. NCBI's taxonomy places the organism in Eukaryota, Metazoa, Arthropoda, Insecta, Diptera, Drosophilidae.
AGCCCAAAUCCUCCGUCGCCCACAACUCGUCCGCAAACCAGCCGUAGUGUGUGUUUUUCUUGUGCUACCCACUCCCACUCUUGGGAUACAUAUAAAAGUGCCACCCCGCCAUCCCCCAAAAAAAAGAGCCUCAUAGAGGAGUGAAAUUUUAAACAAGUGUUACCUAAGCCCAAACCGCAAAGAAACCACAACAAAAAGGGAGCAGUAGUUGAAGGUUGCGGCAAAAUGGCCCAGUUUGUGACCCACAUCCAGCCCACGCUGAUGGAGGCGUCCCAAGGUCAUGUGCCCCACCACCACGGACAUCAGGUGGGUGUGCAGCACUCGUCGCAUCUGCCCCACAGCGGCCACAACAUGCCCUCGCCGCCCACCCACAAUCACCAUCAUGCCCACGGACAUGGUCAUCAUACCAGCAGCGGUGGUCAUCAUGGAGGAGCAGGUGGCCAUUCGCAGAAGCAGGCAGCACAUCAUAGCACCACCUCCGGCACCACCUCCGGCCACGCCUCCAAGGGACAGCACCACAGCCCGCCCUCGAGGAUCCAUUCACCACCGACGGAGCACCAUCCGGAUCAUAUCGGUCACUACGAGUACUUCCAGCAUCAGCACGAGCAGAUCUUCCACCAUGAAGGAGCAAACGGUGGCGCCAGCCACAAGCAACAGACCCACCACCAUCCCAACAAGCACGAGCACUGCCCCACAGGACACCAGAGUGCGGGCGAUGGAAACACUUCCUUCCUGCGUGCCGCUCGUGCCGGAAAUCUGGAGCGAGUGCUCGAGCAUUUGAAGAACAACAUUGACAUUAACACCAGCAAUGCGAAUGGCUUGAAUGCCCUGCACCUGGCCUCCAAGGAUGGCCACAUCCACGUCGUCUCGGAACUCCUUCGUAGGGGCGCGAUUGUGGAUAGUGCCACCAAAAAGGGAAACACCGCCCUCCACAUCGCCUCAUUGGCUGGACAGGAGGAGGUGGUGAAGCUACUGCUGGAGCACAAUGCCUCUGUGAAUGUGCAAUCCCAGAAUGGAUUCACUCCACUGUACAUGGCCGCUCAGGAGAACCACGAUGCGGUGGUGCGUCUCCUUUUGUCCAACGGAGCCAACCAGAGUCUGGCCACCGAGGAUGGCUUCACCCCACUGGCGGUGGCCAUGCAGCAGGGUCAUGACAAAGUCGUUGCUGUCCUCCUUGAGAGUGAUACUCGUGGAAAGGUCAGGCUUCCUGCGCUGCAUAUUGCCGCCAAAAAGGACGACGUCAAGGCAGCGACUCUGCUUCUCGAUAAUGACCAUAAUCCGGACGUGACUUCCAAGUCGGGCUUCACCCCGCUGCACAUUGCUUCCCAUUAUGGUAACCAAAACAUCGCCAACCUACUCAUCCAGAAGGGCGCCGAUGUCAACUACUCGGCCAAGCACAAUAUCAGUCCGCUGCAUGUGGCUGCAAAGUGGGGCAAGACCAACAUGGUUUCCCUGCUCCUGGAGAAAGGUGGUAACAUCGAGGCAAAGACCCGGGACGGACUUACCCCGCUCCAUUGCGCCGCGCGCUCGGGUCAUGAGCAAGUAGUGGACAUGCUACUCGAACGAGGAGCUCCCAUCUCUGCCAAGACCAAAAAUGGUUUGGCACCCCUCCAUAUGGCCGCCCAGGGUGAGCAUGUGGAUGCCGCCCGCAUCCUCUUGUACCAUCGUGCUCCCGUCGACGAGGUGACAGUGGACUAUCUCACUGCCCUGCAUGUGGCUGCUCACUGUGGUCAUGUUAGGGUGGCUAAGCUUCUACUGGAUCGAAAUGCUGAUGCCAACGCAAGGGCUUUGAAUGGAUUCACUCCACUGCACAUUGCCUGCAAGAAGAACCGCUUGAAGGUGGUGGAGUUGCUCUUGCGACAUGGUGCCAGCAUUAGUGCCACCACGGAGAGUGGACUUACUCCGCUCCAUGUGGCCGCCUUCAUGGGCUGCAUGAACAUUGUCAUCUAUCUGCUGCAGCAUGAUGCCAGUCCCGAUGUGCCCACUGUGCGCGGUGAAACGCCACUCCAUCUGGCCGCCAGAGCCAACCAGACCGACAUCAUUCGCAUCCUGCUGCGCAAUGGCGCCCAGGUGGACGCACGUGCCCGAGAGCAACAGACACCGCUGCACAUCGCUUCGCGACUGGGUAAUGUGGACAUCGUGAUGCUCCUGCUGCAACAUGGCGCCCAAGUGGACGCAACCACCAAGGACAUGUACACGGCACUUCACAUCGCAGCCAAGGAGGGCCAGGAUGAGGUGGCCGCUGUACUAAUUGAUAACGGCGCCGCCUUGGAUGCCGCCACCAAGAAGGGAUUCACUCCACUUCACUUGACGGCCAAAUAUGGACACAUUAAGGUCGCCCAGUUGCUGCUCCAAAAGGAGGCGGAUGUGGAUGCGCAGGGCAAGAAUGGUGUCACCCCAUUGCAUGUGGCUUGCCACUACAAUAACCAGCAGGUUGCCUUGUUGCUUCUGGAGAAGGGAGCAAGUCCACAUGCCACGGCCAAGAAUGGACAUACCCCGCUCCAUAUUGCCGCAAGGAAGAACCAGAUGGACAUAGCUACUACUCUAUUGGAAUAUGGCGCUUUGGCCAAUGCCGAGAGCAAGGCCGGAUUUACUCCACUCCAUUUGAGCAGCCAGGAGGGUCAUGCCGAGAUCUCCAAUCUGCUGAUCGAGCACAAGGCCGCCGUCAAUCAUCCGGCCAAGAAUGGUCUAACACCCAUGCAUCUGUGUGCCCAGGAGGAUAAUGUGAAUGUGGCCGAGAUUCUGGAGAAGAACGGCGCCAAUAUCGACAUGGCCACCAAGGCAGGCUACACUCCCUUGCAUGUGGCCUCUCAUUUCGGCCAGGCCAACAUGGUGCGUUUCUUGCUGCAGAAUGGAGCCAAUGUGGAUGCGGCCACCUCGAUUGGCUAUACUCCGCUCCAUCAGACCGCCCAGCAGGGUCAUUGUCAUAUUGUGAAUCUCCUGCUGGAGCACAAGGCCAAUGCCAAUGCCCAGACGGUCAAUGGACAGACGCCUUUGCACAUUGCCCGCAAACUGGGCUACAUAAGUGUCCUGGACUCGUUGAAAACCAUCACCAAGGAGGACGAAGCAGCUGCUGCUCCGGCCCAAGCCGAGGAGAAGUAUCGCGUGGUGGCUCCCGAGGCCAUGCACGAGUCCUUCAUGUCCGACUCCGAGGAAGAGGGCGGCGAAGACAAUAUGCUAUCAGAUCAACCAUACCGCUAUUUGACCGUUGAUGAAAUGAAAUCCCUAGGCGACGACUCGCUGCCCAUCGAUGUGACCCGUGAUGAGCGCAUGGACUCCAACCGGAUGACCCAGAGCGCCGAGUAUGCCUCUGGAGUUCCGCCCACCAUUGGAGAGGAGGUUAUCAGUCCCCACAAGACCCAGGUCUAUGGCAGUUCACCCAAGGCCACCGUGGAUGGAGUUUACAUUGCCAAUGGUCACGAUGAGCCGCCGCAUGUGGGUCGCAAGCUAAGCUGGAAGAGCUUCUUGGUGUCCUUCCUGGUGGAUGCCCGUGGAGGAGCAAUGCGCGGUUGUCGGCACAGUGGCGUCCGCAUGAUCAUCCCUUCGAGGUCCACUUGUCAGCCAACCAGGGUAACCUGUCGUUAUGUGAAGCCGCAGCGCACCAUGCAUCCGCCCCAGUUGAUGGAGGGCGAGGCUUUGGCCAGUCGUGUCCUGGAACUGGGUCCAUGCUCUACCAAGUUUAUUGGGCCAGUGGUCAUGGAGGUGCCGCACUUUGCAUCGCUGCGUGGCAAGGAGCGCGAGAUCAUCAUACUGCGAUCGGACAAUGGAGAAACAUGGCGGGAGCACACCAUCGAUAACUCCGAGGAGAUCAUACACGAUGUCCUGCAGCAGUGCUUUGAGCCAGAGGAGAUUGCCCAACUGGAGGAGCAGGCUGGCAACCAUGUCUGCCGUUUUGUCACCUACGACUUCCCCCAGUACUUCGCCGUCGUAUCGCGCAUACGCCAGGAGGUCCAUGCCAUUGGACCGGAGGGCGGCAUGGUGUCCAGCACCGUGGUGCCACAGGUGCAGGCCGUCUUCCCACAGGGAGCCCUCACCAAGAAGAUCAAAGUUGGCUUACAGGCCCAACCGGUCGAUCCCGAUCUCACGGCGAAGCUUUUGGGUCGCGGCGUGGCCGUAUCCCCAAUUGUUACGGUCGAGCCGCGUCGCCGUAAAUUCCACAAGGCCAUCACCCUCAGCAUGCCCGCACCCAAGGCUCACAGCCAGGGUAUGAUCAACCAGUAUUCGGGCAAUACGCCCACCCUGCGUCUGCUAUGCUCCAUCACAGGCGGACCAUCUCGUGCUCAAUGGGAAGAUGUCACCGGUUCCACGCCCUUGACAUUUGUCAAUGACUGCGUCUCCUUUACGACCACAGUGUCAGCUCGUUUCUGGCUGAUGGAUUGCCGCAACAUUUCGGAUGCCACCAAAAUGGCCACUGAACUGUACAAGGAAGUCAUCCAUGUGCCGUUUAUUGCCAAGUUUGUGGUAUUCGCCAAGAAGGUUGAACCAUUCGAAGCUAGACUCCGGGUCUUUUGCAUGACCGACGAUCGUGAGGACAAAACUCUGGAGAAGCAUGAGCUCUACACGGAAGUGGCCAAGAGCCGUGAUGUCGAGGUCCUCGAGGGCAAGCCGCAGUACAUCGAGAUGGCUGGCAAUCUGGUUCCAGUGACCAAAUCUGGCGACCAGCUCCAGGUGCAAUUCAAGGCGUUCCGAGAGAACCGCCUACCGUUCACAGUACGAGUCAAGGAUCAACAUGCCGACAUUGUUGGACGCACUUUGUUCAUGAAGGAACCGAAGGUGGCCAAGGGCGAGCCACCGCAACAGCCCAUCUGCAUCCUGAACAUCGUUCUUCCGGAGGCUGUAAUUCCGGAUUCCACGACCGCCUUUUCGGACCGCGUCACCUCCGCCUACAGGACCUCAAUGUUUAGCUUGAGCAAGCAUCAAAAUGACCAUUACAUUGGCGACAUCCGCAUCGUCGAUCUAUCCAACCUGUUGGGUAAGGAUUGGAUUCAGCUGGCCCCGGAGAUUGGCAUCAAUGGGGAGGAGAUCGAUGAGAUCAUCAACCAAAACACAGACAGCAUCGCCAGGCAGGCUCAGAGCAUGAUUCGCCUGUAUAAGGACAAACCUAACUACGAUAUUCUUUCGCUGGAAACGGCUCUCAAAAACAUUGGACGAGACGACAUCAUGAAAAAGUGCAAGAGUGGACGACUAUCGCAUUCGCGUGAAUUCGACGAGGCGGAUCUUAUGAAGAACUCGGAGUCCGUGGAGGAACUGGUUCGCCGGGAAAUUCUCCCCUUAGGCAAGCGAAUCCAGCAAAUUAACGAACGCGAAGAAGUCAAAUACUCUGCCGAGGAGAAGGAGGUCGAGGAAUCGGAGUCUGAUGAAGAAGCUGCCAAGCGAACAGUUGCCGAACGGCGGGAAAAGAUUGUUAAGCGUCUGUCCAUCGAACGAUCAAUUCCUGCCUCCACUCAGAAAAAAGAGAUCACCCGCGAAAUAACCGAAAUCAAGCGUAAGAGUCUAAUCGAGGACAAGAAGGCUCAUCAUGAGUCCGAAAUUCUGAUGCAACUGCCUGCCGAUAACGUGAUUAUCAAGACAACAACUGUUCCCGACCAAGUCAUUAAGAUGAAGAUGGGCAAGAUGGACUCAACCGAGGUAAGCAAGAGCGAGUUCGACAAGGAACUUACGCACAAGUUCAAGACAUCCGGACGUAGCUCAGAGGAGGAAGACCAGCCAUCGUCACCAGAUCAGACUGACAAGAUUGUCCAGGACAUUAGUGCUGCCGAAAAGAAGGAGAAGGAUGGCGUGACCUUCAGCCGAGUGACGACAAUAACCCGCCAAGAGGCCCGCGACAUUACCGAAGACUUCUUAGAGAUUGAGAAGCGAAGCCAGCUUCCGGCAACUUCCACAACCGCAACAGUUCAUGAGAAGUUCGUUGAGGAGAUCAAGGAGAAGACCAGCCCUCUGGCUUCAGUGCCUCAAGAAACAGUCAAGGAGGUGCAACAAGUCAUCAGCGAGGUGACCGAAAUAGCCAGCAAGAAGGUUGAAAACAUUAUUAGCUCCUUUGAGAGUAGCAAGUCUGUGGAUGCUACUCCCGUUCUGCCCACACAGCCGUCUGUCGAAUCAUCGAAGGUUAGCGAGACCAUUAAAAACCUGGAGGAUUCAAAGGCCGUGACUGCGGAGCAAGUGAAGACUGUCCAGGUUAUCGAGAGCUCAAGUAUUGAGGAGACAAUUGCUGAAUUUGAAGCCAAGAAGGUCAAAUAUGACUUCCAUGGCGGUGAGCCCAAGACUCAGAUCCCAAAGUUUACGCGGAAGCCUAGCGAUGACUCGAUGAAGCCUACCGCAGCUCCCCGUGCUACAGUUGAAUCCGAAACUGAAUCGGUCAUCGAGGCUAAGGUUGAAAAACCGAUCUCAAAGAUACCAGUCAAGACAAUACCAACCGAAGCUCAGAAGGUUAGCGAAGUAGAUGCACGUAAGAUUACUCAAGACUUCCUCCAGGGUGAGAAACUUGCGGCCGAACCCAAGCCAUCGCCGGCAGCCAGCAAGAUACCCAAGGUGGAGCCGAGGAAAUCUGUGGAUAAGCAGGUCGAUCGGGAAUCAAAAGUAUUGGAUGAUGUUGUGGCCUCUACGGCCACCAUUAUGACCGCCGGACUGGGAGGUGAGCAGCUCAAAGAUCAACUCGUCGAUCACUCUGAAAUUAUCGCCAAGUCCGAAACAGUCGCCGAAAAGGUAACCGAACUGCUUGACACAUUCCACAAGAUCGAGGAGAAGGUCACCAAAUCUGAAAAAACCUCGGAAAUAUCGAGCAAAGUGGAGGAACUAGUUAAAAUCGAGGACAAACCUCUCUUACAAGUUCAACCCAAGGAGGACAAGGUGGCGCAAAAGGUUGCUGAAGUUAUCGAUACAUUCCACAAAAUCGAGGAGCAGAUCACUACUGCCGAUGCCCGCCAGCUCACUCGUGAUUUCCUGAGCAUGGAGAAACAAAACCAAUUGCCGAGCAUGCCUCAAGCUGCCGAGAAGCCCCUUGAAUCUAGUUUGACAUCCACAAGUGCUUCGGAACCAGAAUCAAUAGUCACAGUGAAGCCAUCACCCCCAGCGAGUAAGAUACCUGUAGUGGAACCCAGGAAAAUCGUUUUCGACGAAUCUACAAAGCCUCUGAUCGAACCAGAGCCAGUGAAGACCACUGAAAAGAAGCCUCUUAAUGAGCGACAACUAACCGCUGAUUUCUUGAGCAUGGAGCAACAAACCCAGCUGGUCUCUGAGCCUGCCAAAUCGUUGGUGGAAGAGGUGAUGAAGUCCGCCGAGCAAAUGGUGGAGCAACCAAAACAGCAAAAGCCCCUGAAUGAGCGACAAAUUACAGAGGACUUCCUGCUUAUGGAACAGCAGACACAACUGCCUUCAGACAUUGUUAAGCCAACGGAUAAGCUGAUCGAUGGUAUUGAGUCUGCAGCGCCGGUUGGAGAUGAAGCAUCACCGUUCCACACGCCCAAGCUGACCACCAGUGUGGUGACACAGGAGCCACAGCAACUGGCGAGCGAAUAUGACAGUGACACUUUCGGCAAACAGGCCACCAUGCCGUUAGGAGACUCAAAGAUGGACCAGGGACUCACUGCACCUGUAUCCAUGGAGCCACGAAAGUCACUGACCGAUGCCGAGUUCUGCAAAUCGGUGGGCGAAACAAUCACCAAGAAGAUGAGUGUGGGAGUGAUUGAAAUAAGUGAUGAGCUCAAGAAAAUUGAGAGCGAAAUCCCACAUUCCCAGACUCCUCCGCCAACACCGAGUGACAACAAAACCGACAAGCAGAACGAAGAGCCAGAACUGAUCAGCUUGGAACGUGAUUAUCUGGCCGACACUGUGACCACCCUGCACACAACUACAGAGUCGACCCUCGAACGCGUUUCUGCCAUUACCAAAAUUGAAACCCUUCAGGAAAGAAAAGUAGACCUAUCCAGUCUGGACACCGCAAAGAUCUCACAUGAAAUUGGUGAUGUUAAAGUUGGUGGUGGUGAUGAUGAUAGUGAUGGCGAAGGUGGAGAUCUUGUGGCACGCAUUCGCGAGGAAGCCAAUAUUCUGGUGGAUCGCGUACUUGAAGAAAGUGUCGAGAUCAUUGAGAGUCAAGGCCAUCAGGCCAAUGGCCACGAGAUCGCUAAGCUGGACUACAACUCAGAAAGUGAGAAUUAUGCCAUCACAUGCGACGAUAUCGGCGGCGUCGAUGUUAUCAAAUCGCCCACCAUUGAGUCCAUGUCGGGCAAGUCGUUUGACGACAACAUGAGCUUCACCGACGAGCAUAUACAUUUACCCUUGCAUGCCCAGAACACGACCACCACCAUGACAACGACAAUUACCACUCAGUUCCAACAGCAGCAGUCCCAGUCUGCUGUCCCAAGUACAUCGGCGGCAAAAGAUCCGGUUGCAGUUCUCGAAUCCGUACCCGUAUCAUUUCCAGUAGCGAGUAGUCGAAAUCAGGCUGAAGACGAGAACGAAACGCGAGCCAGGCGCAUUGAUCGUAAGAUCGAGAAACUAUCCACGGACAUGGACGAUGUAAGCGCUAAGUUCGAUGAGGCGUUUGAGAUGUCGGUGCCCGAGGACGAGAUCAGCGCCCUGCAGGGCGACUUUUCCAAACUUAGCUGGGACGAAAGCGUUUCGCCCACGACCAACACCAUGGCCGAUAUGGCACAAAACCAAAUAACUCCCGAUAACGAUAUACAAGAUCUCAUCGCAGAAACAGGCGGCGAUUUACCAAACUCAAGUGAAACCGAUACCACUCCCGUACCACCGUCGAAAGAAUCGGAAAGCAAAACCGAAACUGAGCCGGCGGUAGUAACCAAUGCAUUCACUACCACCAGCCACGAUACACCCACACCAAAACCAAGAGUACUCAAAGCAAGCUCCCCCGUCUCCGAAGGCACCGAUAGCACUACCAUUCCUGGCCCAGUGCCCAAGCCCGAAAUACCGAUUGAUAUUAGUUUUGAUGCCACCGCACCGGUUCCAAAGCCGCGUGCCCCUAUCAAGCACACGGAACCUUUUGAAAACCUGGCUGCCCUAGCUGAACAGUCCGAUAGCAUUAGUCUGAGGAGUUUUGAGCUCACAGAGGACAUUUCCAAGACGGACGAGCCCUCCACAGAGCUCUCUAUUCGGUCCCAGCUUCGGGACAUAGUCACCACCACCACUGUUUCGGAGGACCACACCGAAAGCUUCGAGCCAACGAGUGAGAUUUCUGUCGAUGAUGCCGACACUGAAAAGUCUGAGGGUGCCGAAAAGACCACUAGCUUUUAUAUUGGGGAAUCAAGUCGUAAUGUUAUCAUCAAGACCUCGACGAGAUCUGCAAGUGUAACACCGCAAGAGGAGGAAGCUCAGGGCGAAAUUGGAAUUGAUGCUAAGGAUAUUUCCCUAAUGAAGGAGGUCUCUGUUGACUCUGACGAAGCCAACGAUGUUUUCAAAGAGUUUAUCACGAUGAAGCCAGAAGAUCCUACAGCAAUGGACAGCAAGAUAACCAGACAAGGCUCGGAAACUCGGAAUGACAUACUUGAAUUUGAGAAUGCUGAUAAGGACAAGACUGCAGAGCAAAAGUUAUCCAAGGUAACGACCGAGGAGAGCUUGACCACAUCCACCGGAUCCAGCGGUCGAGCCAUCAUUGAAAUAGCUCCUUCGAGCAGCGAAGAUCCUGAUGAGUCCAGUAAGGAAAUUCCGGAAAUUGUAAAUACAAUCUCAGAGAAGGCAGCCUCCACUGAUAAGUUUGAAUUGCCCUUAGAAAAAAGUGAGUGGGAAACAUCAGAAAAAGAAAUCCCAACUGAGGGCAAACCAAAAGUAGUUCACUCGCCUCAACAACCCCAAGAAGCCAGCAUGAAGAGUACGCUGGAUAAGUUUCACGUAGAUGAAAUUCUUGCCGAAGGACAGGUAUCAGAGGAUCACUCCAGUAGUGAUCACAAGUCGUUUAAGGAGGAGAAAGACUUAAUCCCUUCAGAACUUGGAUCGAGUACCGUGCCUCAGGAAUACACUUUUGCAGUUGAGAACGAGGACAUCUCUUCAUUCAUAGGCAUACCAGAAGCAAGCAUGCAGACCUCCACUUUGGAUAGUACACAGCCUCCAGAGGGUCUGUUCGACACCACAAUCAAGGAGACCCUCAAUAAACAAGCUGCCAUGGCCCAUUAUGCCCAAGAUGUCUUUGGCAGAGGGGAAAGACGCGAUGACCUAGGUUUCAUUUCCACCGGCACAGCCGAAGAGUUGAGCUCCAUGGAAGAGCACGUGGCAAAGGAGGAACAAGCCUCAUUGGGCUUCAUUUCCACUGAAACCGCCGAGGAUUUCAGUUCCAUGGAAGAUUAUUAUUCCGAGAAAUUGGCCGUCGCAAGUGUGGUUGCUGAUGAGGUUGCAACCGAAAAGUCCUUAACAACUAGCACUUUUGAAGAGCUUUCGUCUGAUCAAUCCAUGAGACCAAUUGAUGUUGUGGUUCAUCGACUUAAAACCGAGACAUCGCCGGAUUCCAUUAACCGUUGGUCUAUUCCCGAUGUAGACACCUCCAGCUCAAGCGAGAGCUUCCACAGAAGCUUCGACAAGACUCAAAGUCGACCUUUGUCUUCAGACUUGGAUAACCUAGUGACCACCACAGGCACUGGUACCUCAAGUGAUUACCAAACCGCAAGGGAAUUCACCACCACUGGCCGCACGGAGGGAACCGAAUAUAUUAGUGCAGUCAGCACACUCGGAAGCAGUAGCUUAGAUUCACAGUCGGAGACUUCGGCCAAUUUGGCCAGCAUUGAUGUGUCCGAGCUGUCGGAGACGUUGGUGGCCUCCUCUGCCGAAGUCGAUGCUUUUGAAGCCGAAGAGAUGUCGCGUCUGCGCGAUCUUCAAGCUGAUGACGAGGACAGUGAUGAGAGUGUAGAACUUCCGGGAACUGCCUAUCCAACUAGCGAACAGCAAAGCCUGAUGAAGCGCUCCCAGGAAAUGAUUUUCAAGCCAAAAAGUCUGGACGAGGAGCCCUUGCCCGUAGAGGUGGCGCAAAUCGAGGAAUAUCCCAAGCCAAAGGAGGCAGAGCGCACAUGGGGCCUGGCCUAUCCUCUGGAGGACAGCAAGGUGGAUAGUCCGCGGGAGAGUGAAAAAGGCGAGGACAUUCUGUUGUAUCACGGAGAUCCACGUCGGUCCAUUGACGAGUCCAAGUUGGCCUCUAGCCUGGACGAAGGCAGUAUUCUUUCCGUGAGCAUGUCAAGCACAUCCAACAUUGAUACCGUUGUAGAGAACUUUGAUGAUAUUAUUGGAUCCGCCGGAUCCUCUUCAUUGACCGGUAUCGAGGGUUUCCAGUACGGCCAUGACGAGUCUAUUCCAUCUGCCUCAGUGCCGGAAGAUGCCACAUUCAUGCUGGAAAUGGAGAGCAAGGAACAUUCACCGCAGGAUUCUAAUGCCAGUACUCCCCCGGGAGGGGAAUCAAAACGCCGGGGUCACAAGCGAAAUGAGAGCAUUUCGGGAGAUGCCUUGAAAAACUUGGACAAGGAAGUUGCAUUACUGGGUGAAGGCAAGGAAUCGGAAAGCGAAUCUGACACGGAUCCCUACGAAUCGGAAUAUGCCCGCCAGUUCCGUUCCCCCAAAGAACGAAAGAGCAAAAAGAAGAAACAGGCGGCAGCCGAAAUGGAUCAUAGUGGCGAACUGGAAAAGCGUCCAUUUACACCAUCCCAGUUGGUAGCCGAGGUUAUCGUGGAGGACAGUAUCACAGAGGAGUUAGAGGCAGAGGCAGCGAUGAUCGAGGAGCGCCGCCCUUCCCAAAAUAUGCAGGACUAUUCAAACAUUCCCGACAUAAUGGUCACGGAGGACAUCAAAUCGCCCAUUCUGGAGGAAGAGACCGACGAGUUUCCCGAAAAAAUACUCUACAAAGUGCGCACCGAGGAGGAAUUGCACAAGGCAAGCGACACCUCGGUAUAUCAGAAGGCUAAGGCCGAGGAGAAGGAGCAGGACUUUCAGCGACGAGUGCAGGAACAAUACCGCCAGAAGCUCGAGGAACUGAAGCGCGCCGAAGUUGGAGCCGAAUACGAUGAUCGCAAGGCUCCUGAUUCACCAGACUCCUUUGAAAUGGUCGAACAACCCGAUAUCUCGGAUGAAUUCGUUAUUAUCGAGGAGGUGGCCAAGGAGGCCAACGAAGUAGAUCUGGGCGGUCAGAGCAUUAAGAUUAAGCAAAUUAAGUACGAGCAAAAGCACGACGAGGAUGUUGAGAAGAUCAUCAUUAAGUCAGCGCCUGCGGAUCCCAAGCUCGGAUCACAACUCUACAAGGAUGACCUGAACUUUGAGUUCGAGGAAAGUCCUCCCACUGGAGCCAGCAGUAGUAGCGAACAGCAGGAGGAGAGCGAUUCCAGUGAAACGGCAGCUGCCAACAAGCGCUGGGUUGAGAUGCAGUUGACCGACAACCAGUUGCGAUAUCCUUAUGAUUUAGCCGGAGCCGUAUUGGAGGACAUUAAAGAGGAAGACGGAGAGUUCGAGGUGGGCAGCAGCCGUAUCAGCAGCUUCAAGGAUUCCUUUUCGAGCACCCCCGAGUACGAUGUGGCGGCACGGCGAUAUCAUUCACGUGGCGAGCACGACGAUGUCUCAAUGAGUAGUCUGCAGGAGUUUGAGUCCCUGGAGCAAGCCAUUUCCCUAGAGAACCGAAAUCGCACACACCAAGGUUCCACUGAUUCGAGCAAUGGAAGCUUCACCCGCCGAUAUGUGGUUCGUCACAGUGGCAGUGGAACUGCACCCGGUGACGAUGUAUCGGUCUCAAGUCUCAAAGACUUUGAAGGUCUCGAGAAUGCCUGCAUCGAAGCCCACCUGAUAGAGAUCAAGGCCAGGGAGGAAGCUGCUCUACUUUCGCGCUCUGAUGAGUCUAAUAAAUCCAAUGGCAGCGAUAAAGGAGCCACGGGUAAUGUUGUGGUGACCAAGGUUACCCGCACAGUAACCCGCACCGAAGUGGUGCCCUCAAGUCAAGUCGAAGCCCUGCUGAAGCAGAAGCUGGAGCGGGAGGAAGGAUCUGUUCAAGGAAGAGUCACCGACAUGGGCACCACUGAGUUGGAUACCAAGUCUAAGAUCGACAGCCAGGAUUCCGAAAAGGAUAGCAUCGAUAGCAUGGAGAUCAGCAAGAGUCAUGACAUGAUGACCAGCAGCAUCGAGAGCUUCGACAUCUCCAAGGACGCCACCACGAGAUCAGACAUUGAUUCCCUGGAGAUCGACAAGCGACACUCGCGACAGGAGAGCAUAGAAUCCUUCGGCGACGAGCAGUUGGAUCUCAUGACCAAGUUCGUUAGCGGCGGAGGAGUGACACUGGGUGAUGGACUGACCACCACCACGACCACGACUACCACCAGCACGGAUGCCGAUGGACACGAACACACGGUGACCAGGGUGAUAACCACAACAACAAAUGUGGGCGGUGGCAUUCAGGAACUUCCAAUGGAUGAGUCCGGCAUGUCAAAGGACGUGUCGGUGGAUUCCCUAAACAUGUGCGUGGAGCAAACAACCAGUUCGGCUGGCACAACGGCCACCUACCAAACCAGCGCUGGUAACUCCCAGAUGUCCGGGAGCGUAACCAGCUGUGCGUCCAGCACUCUCAUGGAGGAUUCGUUCCCUGGUGUGGGUGGCAUGUCGUCGUCGCAAAUGUCGGCCAGUUUUUGGUCUCACGAUGAAUCCACGGUGGUCGAGGACGAAGGACGCGAUCUCGCCAAGAAGCCACAACAGGGCCACUAAACGCUGGACGGGAUUAGGAGAGAGAGAGAAAGAGAAAACGAGAGGGAGAAGAAAAGAGAUAUAUAUAUGAGAUGUCACACGUAAUCCCAUAUGAAAAUGGGGCUUGAACGGUGACUUAGAAUAUUUGGCUAGACAAGGCGCUCUUCUAGACGCAGCACCAAAUGCAGGAAUCUCUGGACGAGGAACGCAUCUUUACCGGCUCUGAAAACAUCACCGAUUUCAAAUCGAACAGCGAGAGGGAUUUAUUAAUUAGCAAAUUUGACAUUUUCCAUCUACACACAGACACACACACACACACACACAUUUUUAAUGAUAUUGAAGUGCAUACACGAGUUUUUAAAGGCAAAUAUAUAUAUUUUAUAUAUUUAUAAAAACUAUAAAAUCGCAAACAUGAAUACGAAUAUGAAUAUAUGGCAAGCAUUAGCCAUUCAACGCAUUUUCUUAUUGGCUUUAAUGUUUGAAAAUUAAUAAAAGUUACGGCAAAAACAGAAAAUCUUUGUGCUAGGCGUUGUAAUGGAAUACACCUUUGCUUUUAAUUUGAUGUAGUUAUUAUAUAUGUACAUGUACGAAGGAUACUUAUUAUUAAAUGAAUCGCUUAUUAUUGUAGUUUAAUUUAAGCAAUUAUACAAACGCAUGUGAAAAAGGGGACGCAAUGAAAUAGUUGAAGCGUGGCAAGUGAAAUGCUUUUAAAGUCUCAUUUUUUUACAAGAACCAAGCAAAUUUUUUCGCUUGCAUAUUUUAACAGUGAAAUAUACAUAAAUAUACAAUCUGAAAACCAGUGCAUAGAUCAAAUUUAAAGCAUAUACAGACAAGAUAUGAAAUUAAUUCGCAUAGAAAUACAACAAAAACAGCCAUAAAGUGUAUCGCUAAUUUUCGUAAUGCACAUCUUGCGUGUACGAGUAUUCGUCAAAGAACCUACUUAUUGAAAGGAUUUAAACGUUUUAGCAUCACCACUGUAAUGGAAUAUGAAUAAAACUAAUAUUUGUGUUAAAAACAUACAAGAAAUAUUAAAAAAAAAAAAAAACAUUAUUGUAUUGUAAACCCACACGCGUAUGAAUAACCAAAUAAAAUGCUUAAUACAAUU